GCGGCGGGAGGCGGCGGCGGGGCCGUGGGCUGGGAGUGGCCUUGCGGCUGCUGCGGGUGGCAGGAGCGGUAGGUAACCGGCCAUGGACGCCAGCGCGCUGGAGCUGGACGCGGUGAAGUUCGCGCAGCUGGCUGUGCAGCGGGACCAGAGCGGGCGCUACCAGGAAGCGGUCUUCUACUACAAGGAGGCUGCACAAGCCUUGAUUUAUGCUGGGAUGGCAGGGUCCAACUUGGAAAACAUUCAAGAAAAGAUAAAUGAGUACUUGGAGAGAGUUCAAGCUCUCCAUUCAGCAGUUCAGUGCCAGAACACAGACCCCCUGAAGUCCAAGCAGCAGUUGGACCUGGAGCGUGCUCACUUCCUGGUUACCCAGGCCUUUGAUGAAGAUGAUAAAGGCAAUGCAGAGGAAGCUGUGGAGCUGUAUACGGAGGCAGUGGAGCUCUGUUUGCAAACAGCUACAGAAACCUCAGAAGCAGGCCUGCAGUUGAAGCUGAAGCAGCUGGCUCGGCAGGCACUGGACAGAGCAGAGGCACUGAAGGAAUCUAUGUCCAAGUCAUCUCAGAAGGAGAAGUCAACGGCAGCUAAACCAAAUCAGCCAGUCAGAACCUUCUUUCCACUGGGACCUGAUUUCUCUUUGAAUGACAAGCCACAGACCAUCAGAGCAGUACAAGCCAGUGAACCUCAAGGUCAGAGGUACACUGCAGAGGAGAUAGAAGUGCUCAGGAAAACUUCCAAAAUCAAUGGCAUUGAGUAUGUCCCUUUCAUGAGUGUGGACCUGAGGGAACGUUUUGCCUUCCCCAUGCCGUUCUCUGAUAAAUGUGGGAAGUUACCCUUAUCCCCCAAACAGAAAGCAAUGUUUGCCAGGUGGGUGCGACCGGAUGACAUCACCAAUAACCCCACCAUGAUUUAUACUGUGUCCAGCUUCAGCAUCAAGCAGACAAUAGUAUCAGACUGUUCCUUUGUGGCAUCACUAGCUAUCAGUGCAGCAUAUGAGAGGAGGUACAACAAAAAACUGAUCACAAGCAUAAUUUACCCUCAGAAUAAGAAAGGAGAGCCAGAAUAUAAUCCAUGUGGCAAAUACAUGGUGAAGCUUCACAUCAAUGGUGUGCCUAGAAAGGUGAUCAUAGAUGACCAAUUACCUGUUGAUCACAGUGGGGAACUUCUCUGCUCUUACUCUAACAACAAGAACGAGCUGUGGGUGUCACUGAUAGAAAAGGCUUACAUGAAGGUCAUGGGAGGAUAUGAUUUUCCUGGAUCCAAUUCUAACAUUGAUCUCCAUGCCCUGACUGGCUGGAUACCUGAAAGAAUUGCUAUGCAUUCUGAUAAUCAGGCUUUCAAUAAAGACAGCACCUUCAGAAUGCUUUAUCAAAGAUUUCACAAGGGAGAUGUCCUCAUCACAACAGCAACAGGAGUGAUGUCUGAAGAGGAAGGAGAAAAGUGGGGUUUGGUUCCAACCCAUGCAUAUGCAGUGCUGGACAUAAGAGAGUAUAAGGGACUUCGAUUUCUGCAGCUGAAAAACCCCUGGAGCCACUUGCGCUGGAAGGGUCGGUACAGUGAAAACGACACCAGGAACUGGACCCCAGACUUACAGAAGUACUUGAAUUUUGAUCCCAGAACUGCUCAGAAGAUAGACAAUGGCAUUUUCUGGAUCUCCUGGGAGGACCUGUGCCAGUACUAUGAUGUCAUUUAUCUGAGUUGGAACCCAAGUCUGUUUAAGGAGUCUACAUGUAUUCACAGCACCUGGGAUGCAAAGCAGGGCCCAGUGAAGGAUGCCUACAGCCUGGCCAACAACCCCCAGUACAGGCUGGAAGUCCAGUGCCCCCCAGGGGGCGCUGCUGUCUGGGUCCUGCUCAGCAGACACAUCACAGAUAAGGAUGACUUUGCACACAAUCGGGAGUUCAUCACCAUGGUGGUCUACAAGACAGAUGGCAAAAGAGUUUACUACCCAGCGGAUCCUCCUCCCUACAUCGAUGGCAUUCGCAUCAACAGCCCUCACUACCUGACCAAGAUCAAGCUGACCUCUCCAGGGCCCCACACCUUCACCUUGGUGGUGUCCCAGUAUGAGAAACAAAACACCAUCCACUAUACCAUCAGGGUGUAUUCCCUCUGCAAGUUCACCUUCUCCAAGAUUCCAACACCUUACACCACCUCCAGACGGGUGAAUGGGCAGUGGAAAGGGCACAGUGCUGGAGGCUGUGGGAAUUUCAGAGACACCUACAAGAACAACCCCAUGUACCAGUUCCAGCUGGACAAGGCUGGACCCUUACUGAUCGAGCUGCGGGGACCAAGGCAGUACAGCGUUGGCUUUGAGCUCAUCACUGUGUCUACUGUAGCAGAUCCUGGCUCCCAUGGCUUCCAGAAGAAGAGCAGUGGUGACUACAGGUGUGGAUUUUGCUACUUGGAAGUGGAGAAUAUCGUUGCUGGAGUUUACAAUGUUAUCCCCACCACCUUCCUGCCCCAUCAGGAGGGCCCUUUCUUCUUAGACUUUAACAGUACCUCUGCCCUGAAGGUGUCACAGCUGCAAUGAGGAGACAAGCUGUGCUUUGCUGGUCAAAGAGGUGGCUUUGAGCUGUCCUGCAGUCUUGGAGCAGGUGAAUAACUCUUACUGCACACAGGCAUAAAAGGAAGGGAUGUCCCAUGCUAAAGGCCAAGCCGUGGGAUCGCUGCUGGCCCCAUCAGUUGUGGGGGGCAGUCGGCUGUGGGUUUGCUGCUAUGGUGUUGGAGCAGGCACUGCUCGGCUGGCUCCUGAGCAGGCUGCAGUGCUGGUGGUGACAUGAGCUGGCAGAACUCCAUUUAUUGCUUUUCUUACUUCAAAUCAAAGCCCAGUGAGCUAAGGGAGUAACACUGAGAUUCUCCUCUCCCGAAAUCCAGGGUUAGGGGGUUAAGAUUUACUUCAAAGUAAACAUGUGAGGAAAAGUAUUCUUGUGUGUUCUGCUUCUUCAGUCUCAGCACCAAAGAGCUUUCACUGCCUGCUUCUGCUGCUAUCUUGAGGGCUUUUAGCACUGAAGUAGUUCUCUCAUGGCAGUGCACAGUUGCUGCUGCUGAGGGCUGUGCUCAGCUGCUCUACAACAUGAGGAAAGAAGGGGAAGGAGCUAGCUUUAGCUGAGGCCUCACUCCGGUUACUCCAGAGCUGUUACCUCAUCACACAGUGGUACAGUACAAGGUACUCUGGGAGUCCUCCCCAGGGGCAUUCAGGAGCUGGGCAGCAGAAGUGGGCAGCACACCCUGCAGCAUUAGUGCCAGCUCUGCACCCAAAGGAGCACUCAGAGCCUGGCAGUCGCCUUGAUGGCCCCAGGAGGCAGUGUACUCCCUACCACCAGCACAGGUGACAGGAACAAAACUUGCCUGUUGGGGAAGGAGCGUUGGAAGCCUGUCCCUCAGACCACAGCUGCAGAAGAUGCACUUGCUGGUCCUAUCAGAAAGUACAGCUUUGGAAAGGUGCCUUUGUCCUUGCAAGCUGAAGCCACUGAAAGACAUUUGGCCAGUGGCAGCAGCAGGGUCAGAGCUCUUCAGGAAACAGUCAGCAGUGAGAGGAGUGCAGAAGUAGAGUUUGUAGGAGCCUGUUCUGUGCUCUUUCUCUAGGAGAUCUACAUCCAGUGCAGCUGAAGAAGAUAGCAAAGCCUUGAAUUUAAAUUCUGCCUCACUGAUCCUAAAAUGCAUUGGGUUUGUCUCCCCACC
This is a messenger RNA of Dryobates pubescens (Downy woodpecker), 3675 nucleotides long. RefSeq names its product calpain 7 (gene CAPN7). Lineage: Eukaryota; Metazoa; Chordata; Aves; Piciformes; Picidae. The transcript is spliced from 21 exons. The record is from RefSeq and is a predicted model, not a curated record. Gene Ontology annotation, molecular function: calcium-dependent cysteine-type endopeptidase activity. Gene Ontology annotation, biological process: proteolysis. The coding region runs from base 83 to 2524 and encodes 813 amino acids.